AUGAUAAGGGCGCGCUUUUAUCCACCGCACAUUCAGAGAGCAAAAGAGGAUGAGUUUAGUGCCUUGGUGCAGGGCAAUAUGACGGUGGAAGAAUACUUCACGCGUUUUAAUGAAUUGGCUGCCUACGCUCCGGAUUUGGCAGCGAAUGAUCAGUGCAAACUGACAAGAUUUUUUUGUGGACUGAAUAGAGACCUUCAGCGGUUCUUAGCCGGCUUCAGUGUGUCGACCCUUCAAGAGGCGUACGAGAAAGCAGCUAACAUCUAUCAGGCAAAUCGAAUAGCGUAUGAUGAGCGGAGGGAUGGGGCCCGCAUGGCAGAUAGAGGAAAAGGGAAGGUGAGCGAGGGUUUGAAGAACUAUAACCAAAAGGAUCAAUCGGAGAGGUUUUCGGGUACACCCUAUGCAUCUCGCCCUAAAUUCACUCAGGGGAAUUCGAGUGACAAUCGUGGAGGUCCGACUGUUUGUAGCAGAUGUGGAAUAUCUCAUCCUGGAGUUCGUUGUGACGGCCAGCCCAUCACUUGCUAUUACUGCCAUGAGCCGGGACAUGUUAAGAGGUUUUGCCCCAAGUUAGUUGGAGCUCCGAAUGCAUUUGAGAGGACCCCGGUUCCACAGCAGCAAGGUCGUACAUUGCCAUUGGCACCUCGGCGUGCAAGAGGAGGGGGAAGGAGUGGCCAGAAAGGUCACAUUAAUGUCAUGACGAGAGGGCAAGUUGUGGAGAACCAGGGAGACGUCAUGACCGGUACGUUCUUGGUGAAUUAUUUACCUGUGGUUAUUCUCUUUGAUUCCGGUGCAUCCCUUUCUUUCAUAUCGAGUAGAUGUGCUAAGAGGUUCGAAUUAGAUUCUCGAGUAGAGGUUUCGGUGGAGAUUAGGCUUUCUUCAGGAGAGCUAGUGCCUUGCAAUUGUCUUUUCGUAGGAGUGUCUAUAAUGAUCGGAGGCAUAGAAUUCCCUACUAAUGUUUUGAAGCUUAAAUUGGCGGAGUUCGAUAUCAUUUUGGGUAUGGAUUGGUUGGCUACCUAUCAGGCCAGAAUAGAUUAUGGUGGGAGAAAGAUCUUUCUUCGGAGCCCUUGCGGUGGAGAAGUUGUGUAUGAGGAGAUUCCUUAUCGCCCAUCGAUUAAGAUAGUGUCUGUUGUCUCUCUGCAUGAGUUAACUCGUAAAGGUCACCCGUUGUUCCUAUGUGAAGUGCAUGAUGUCUUGGGAGAUGGGAGUCAGCUUUUGAACAUGCCGGUGGUAAAAGAGUUUGCGGAUGUAUUUUCUGAUGAGAUACCAGGUAUGCCGCCUCACCGUGAGAUAGAUUUCACGAUUGAUAUAAUUCCAGGAGCAGAACCGGUGUCUAAGGCUCCCUACCGUAUGGCACCUAAGGAGUUAGCCGAAUUGAAUGAGCAGCUUCAAGAGUUGUUGGAAAAAGGGUAUAUCCGGCCGAGUAAUUCUCCUUAG
Messenger RNA from Andrographis paniculata, 1431 nucleotides. RefSeq lists its product as uncharacterized. The record is from RefSeq and is a predicted model, not a curated record. Gene Ontology annotation, molecular function: aspartic-type endopeptidase activity; nucleic acid binding; zinc ion binding. Gene Ontology annotation, biological process: proteolysis. The transcript has a single exon. NCBI's taxonomy places the organism in Eukaryota, Viridiplantae, Streptophyta, Magnoliopsida, Lamiales, Acanthaceae. The coding region runs from base 1 to 1431 and encodes 476 amino acids.